Messenger RNA from Thlaspi arvense, 1161 nucleotides. NCBI's taxonomy places the organism in Eukaryota, Viridiplantae, Streptophyta, Magnoliopsida, Brassicales, Brassicaceae. The record is from the annotation of a GenBank genome assembly.
UGCUAGGCCAAGCGAAACCAAACAAACCUCUCUCUCUCUUCUUUCUAUAUUCUCCAUCUUAAAAUACGAGAAAAAAAACCAGUUUUGAGAAGGAAAUAUAUAUGAAAAAGAGAAGCAGAGUGUCAAAUCUGAACAGGAUGUCGAUUAGACGUAUCUAUCGAUGCCUUAAUGUUCUCAUCAAAAGAUCAAGUCCUUUCUUUGUAUGAUCCAUCACAAACCCGUACAAAUACAAACUCUCUCUCUCUCUCUUCUCACUUUCACUCUAGCUUCUGUUAUUACAAUCAAGAAUCAAGAAUGGUACGGACACCGUGUUGCAAAGCAGAAGGACUGAAGAAAGGAGCAUGGACUCAAGAAGAAGACCAAAAGCUCAUUGACUACGUUCAACGUCACGGUGAAGGAGGAUGGCGAACCCUUCCCGAUAAAGCUGCUCGUAGAUUACCAGGAAGAACAGACAACGAGAUCAAGAACCAUUGGAACACCCACAUCAAGAAACGUCUGCUCAAGAAAGGUAUAGAUCCGUUGACCCACAAAUCCCUUCUUGAUGGUGCCGGUAAAUCAUCUGACCAUCCCGAGACACCACCGGAUAAAAGUAGCGUUCAUCAGGAGGAAGAUGAUCAGAAGUCAACCAAAAAUAAGUCGUCAGGAUCAUCAUCAGCUCGGUUCUUGAACAGAGUAGCAAACAGAUUCGGUAAGAGAAUCAUCAACCACAAUGUUCUGUCUGAUAUUAUUGGAAGUGGUGGCUCGCUUACUAGUCACACUACUCCUACUACAAGUGCUUCUGAAUGUGAGAAGUCAACGAGCUCUUCCUCCUCACCAUCCCCUUCGAAUCUACUCAUUAACCAAAACAUGAACCUCGAUGCAACAUCUUUGUCAUCGUCCACGUUUUCUGACUCCUCCGAUCCGUUAAUGUACGACAACAUCUUCGAUGACAUUGAAGAUAUGACGGGGUUUUCAUCAAGAUUUUUAAGUGAUGUAUCUCAUCAUGAUGAUGAAGAUUUCUUGAUGUUAGAUGAGUCAUGUUUGGAGAACACUUUGUUCAUGAAGGAACUUACAAUGAUUCUUCAAGAGGAUAAAAUCGAAACGAAGUCGUUUAGUGAUAGCCACGUGACGCCGGUCGUUGAAGUUGACGACUCCUUUGACGAGAUCGACAACUAUUUUGGA